Molecule: messenger RNA, 3801 nt
Organism: Malaclemys terrapin pileata
Lineage: Eukaryota; Metazoa; Chordata; Testudines; Emydidae
Gene: C21H8orf90
Product: chromosome 21 C8orf90 homolog
Exons: 2
Coding region: 10-1068 (352 amino acids)
Source: RefSeq, a predicted model, not a curated record
UGCGAGCGGAUGGAACCUUGGGGAACUCCCGGGCCGAACGUGGCGGGCGAGCGGCCGGCAGGGAGGGGGCAGAAGGAAGGUUGGGGACCCCCCCCCUCUCCCCUCCCGAUGGAACGUUGCAGCUAUCUCGAGGGAGGGGACAGAACGUUGCGACGGUCCAGGGCUCGGGGCGGGCUGGAACGUGGCCAGCCCAGCUCGAGAUCGGGAGCGGAUGGAACGUUGCUGGGGAGCCCCGGAUCGAACGUUGCCGCCGGCCGGGGUGGAUGGGUGGGGCGGUGGAUGAAAGGCAAUGGAGGGAACCCAGCUGCUCCUGCCUCAGUCAUCACCUCCAAGCCCAAAGGAGGAAGAGUAGGGGGCGGCCAGCAAGAAUUCCUGCUCCCCCCACCGCCCAUCUUCAACCAGACAGCCCUGCCAACCCACAACCCAGGGCUCAUCUACAGCCUGACGGAUGCCACAGUGUCCUCGUCCUCGGUGCUGGUCCAGACCCUGCCGGGGUCCUUCCCAGACAUCUAUGAUGGAGACACCAAGAAGUGGGAGGAGCAUUUCCACAGCAUCCAGAGGGCCUACAAGGAAUUUGGCAAGGAUGAUGACUUCGCCAUCCGGGUGCUGACCGAAGACUUCACCCUGCCAUUCCCAUUCACCUGGCCGGAUGAAGGAGAGGCAUCCCUGCAGCCAUCCGAUGACCCCACCGACUGCUCCAGCUUUGACUUCUUCCUGCACCCAGGCAAACCUGUGCCUCGCAUCCUGCAGCCGCUCCACGCCACCACCCAGGCCUUCUUCAAGAAGAGACGUUUGGAGCAGCUGGCACUCAGCUAUGCCAGCCAGGCUUCCCAGGGGCCACCCGCACAAGCAGCCACUCCCCCGAUGCGGACAGACGUUGUGAUGAUCACCAGCCUGCCACAUGUGAGCACCUCCACCAUUCCUGGAGACCCCACCUUCCUCCUAAAGGAUGGCGAAGGCCUGAGGAACAUCCAGCCUGCCCCUGUGGCAGUCUCCAAUCCUGCCCCACCACGGCUAGGAAAUCCUGGGUUCCUUACCCCAACCAUAUCCCGUUUAAACCUUCAGUAACGUUCCAAAUGUGUAUGAACCCAAACGCGGCCCAUCGGAAAUACUCCAGAUGUUUAUGAAUCCUCGACACACCCUAUGUGAACACUCAAUAAUGCUCCAGAUGUUUAUGAACUCCAGCACUGCCUGUCUUAAUGCUGCAGAUGUUUAUUGAUCCCAGUAUUGCCCAACCUAAUAUUCCAGGUGUUUAUGACACAUCCACACAUCCCCUGUGAACACUCAGUAAUGUUCCCGGAGUUUAUGAACUCCAGCACUGCCCGUCUUAAUGCUCCAGAUGUUUAUGAACUCCAGCGCUGACCAUAACACACACUGAUGCUCCAGAUGUUUUUGAAGCCCAGGGCUGCUCACCUGGUCACUCGGGGUAUGUCUACAUUGCAAAAAAACAACCCCACGGCAGCGAGUCGCAGAGCCAGGGUCAACUGGUUUGGGUUCAUGGGGCUCCUGCUGUUGGGCUAAAAACAGCAGUGUAGACGUUCGCACCCAGGACGGAGCCCGGGCUCUGAGACCCUCUCCCCUUGCUGGGUUUCCAGCCUGGCAUGGAACGUCUACACGGCUAUUUUCAGCCUUGUAGCGUUGAGCUCCGCAAGCCCGAGCCAGUUGACACAAGCUCUGAGAGUCGCUGCUGCAACAUAGACAUGCCCUCAGUGAUGAUCCAGAUGUUUGUUGUCUAGCUGGGAUCUGUACGUUACAGCCUGGGUGGAAAGUUUAAUAAAAAUCCGUCUAUCUGCUGAAGAGGGACCCUACCAGCCGACCCUGUCCGUGGAGAGAGCAUCCCGGGGCGAAGGUUAGUAAAAUGGAAUCAACUUGGACUCAUCUUUGGUCUUAGAAGCUGUUUCUGUCACGACCGAAUGGGCUCAGCGGACAGAACCCUAGAUCCUCUUCCACACCACAGCCAGGUCUCUCGCCAGGGGACGUCAGAGACGAGGUGUGGGAGGCUCAGUCCCGUUACCAGCAGGACAGGUGUCAACACAACUCAGCUGCCCUUUUCACGGGCACCUUCAGCAGCCUGGUCAGGGAUUAAAAUAGGCCCAGGCAGGAGCAGCGCCAGGGUUUUUGCCGCCCUAGGUGGCAGCUCCUCCUCUGAGCAUUCGGCGGUGGGGUUCCUUCCACUCCGCGUCUUUGGGGCACUUCCGCGGGGGGUCCCAGAGCGAGUGAAGGAUCCGCUGCCGAAUUUCCACCGAAGACCCGGAGCAGAAGGACCCCCCGCUGCCGAAUUUCCACCGAGGGUGGCAAAAUGCCGCCCCCCAAAUCCUGCCGCCCUAGGCAACCGCCUAGGGUCACCUAGUGGAAGCGCCGGCCCUGGGCUCAGGAGACUGAAGCUGCAGCAUCCAGACGACGGCUGGUCAAAAACUUACCAUCAAAAACGGUAUGUCCCAAAUCCGAAAUAUUUCCAUUCUCAAAUGCCACCAGGGAGCCUCAUGGGAGCUGUAGUUGGGUGAUUCGUGCUUUUGGGCUAGGCCCUGGUCAGACUCCCAUGAUCCACCAUGGACAGACAACCGCCAUGAUGCACGGCCUCCCCUUGCUAAGCGAGGAGCUGGCAGUCCAUCGUGGGAGAUGUCCAGACGGGGAGCCUGGUCCACUCAGCAGAGCAUGAGGGACCAUUUCAGAACGAAAAUACUGCAUGGGGGGGCCAAAACUCCAAAUUUAACCCCAUUUUCCAGCUCUAAUCCAGACCUCUUCCUACUCCCCAACUGGCAGGUCCAGCUCCUUUCAUAGAAUCAUAGAAUCAUAGAAUCUCAGGGCUGGAAGGGACCUCAGGGGGUAUCUAGUCCAAUCCCCUGCUCAAAGCAGGACCAAUCCCCAACUAAAUCAUCCCAGCCAGGGCUUAGUCAAGCCAGGCCUUAAAAACCUCUAAGGAAGGAGAUUGCACCACCUCCCUAGGGAACCUUUUCGGCCCCCUGCAAAUCCAUAUCAUGGGUGUGUGUAUGGGGAGCUUAGCUCUGAGUCAUGGGGGGCGUGAGGAUGAAUGUGCCACAUGAUUCCUAAAUUCUGCCCCCCCAGCACUGCCGAACUCCACUGUGACACUUCCCAGGGGUACCCAGGGCUGGGAGGCACCCUGCUACCCUCUGCUCUUACCUUGAGAGAGCUGCCUGGGCUAGCCAGGGGCCAGCUCCCCACCUCCACCAGCCACAGGCGACACAAGCAGUCAAACCUCAGCCUGGGCCGAUCCCGCGGUCCCUCUACAGGUUAGCGAUAGGGGCACUCCAGCUCCCAAGCCUGCCAAGCAACUUCUGUCUGGAGCCCCUGGGCACUGGACACUCGCUGUGUUUUCUCCCAAGGAACAGCACCGCCCGGUGUGCUGGUUACACCUCAGAUCCCCGCUCGACUGAAACAGCCCGGAGAGCUGCUCAGGGAGAAGGCAAGCAAACGUGUCUUGAACAAAGAGGAGAUUUCAAAUAAUAGCCACUAGGAGUAACUGGAAACCAAAAGUUACAUGUACAAUAAAAUCACAGCCCAUAUCCUAGGGCCUAGGCAAUUAACCAAAGACUGAGGGUUGCUCCCCCAAAGAUCCUUUCCGGCCUGCUUGGCUGUGACCUUCUGUUCCUAGGCAAACACACAACUUGCUUCCUAGGAGGAGGAUCCGGCCUGUCUCUUUGCAACCACAGAGAUUUCAAAAGAGUCCUUUGAUCUUUGUUCCUAAACCGUGUGCUCCUUCUUGUCGAUUUCACAGUCGCUUGUCUAUUUCACAACCUUGAUUAGCUGGUGGCUGGAUAUGAAAAUAAACUUACACGCUGA